AAUAUCUAUUAGUCCUAGAUGUUCGGAAUACAUUAAUGAGACGGUCCUGAUGAUCUGUGUGAUAUUUAAAAGCAGUGUGAAAAUAAUGCGUACAGUGUGUAGAACUAUAUUCCACAGCGGACGGAUAUCUGUAGACGCUGCUAGUCAUUUCCUUAUGUGGAGCGCAGUGUUUUGUCACUGAUUACUGUACAAAAACACAACUUUUGUAAACUUUAUUCACUGAUUCUUCUCAAACUGGAUCAGUUUUUAUGUAGAAAAUGUUUCCUGAUGUCUCCUCCGAUGUUCCCCGGCCGCUCGGCGGGAACUCUCGGUGAUUUACGGAGUUUGAUGGACAGAGAGCUUCACUUGUUGCUAAAGUAACCGCUCACUGAUGCUAACUGUAGCCGAAGAUCCUCUAUGCUAAUUGUAGCUGCCGUUAGCUAGUUAGCUCAGUUAGCCGAGCAUCUAGCGGUUAGCGGUGCUAUUAGCUGACUGUGACCGGCCUGGGAGCUCGGAGAGCCGGCAGGAGGAGGAGGUUUUCCGGCCCGGGGGGCGGUGUGGGGGGGGAGAAUGGGCACCAGAACUGGAGCCGGGCUGAACACGGCCGGACCGGGACCGAACAAUGACCCGGAUGUGAUUUCCAGCGGGUCCGAGCCGGACUCUGACUCCGGGGAGGACACGGCGGGUUCGGGCGGGGACCGGAGAGGCGUGAAGCGGGAGCGGAGUGAGCGAGAGGUUGGUACCUCCCGGGGUCUGAUCCCCGGCGGGCUGCCGGGAGCCAAACCCGGGAAGAAAACCAGAGGAAGAGUAAAGAUCAAGAUGGAGUUCAUUGACAACAAACUGCGGCGCUACACGACUUUCAGCAAGAGGAAGACCGGCAUCAUGAAGAAGGCCUACGAGCUGUCCACGCUGACUGGGACCCAGGUCCUGCUGCUGGUUGCCAGCGAGACGGGCCACGUGUACACGUUUGCGACGAGGAAGCUGCAGCCGAUGAUCACGUCUGAGACGGGGAAGGCUCUGAUCCAGACCUGCCUCAACUCGCCAGACUCCCCGCCACGCUGGGACCCCUCCUCCGACCAGAGGAUGAGCGCCACGGGCUUCACGGAGACAGACCUCACCUACCAGGUGGCAGAGUCAGAGGGGGCCAAGGACUCGGGGAUCAAACCAGCGGCCUCGGUGUCCGGUGAGGACUCGGGGAUCAAACCAGCGGCCUCGGUGUCCGGUGAGGACUCGGGGAUCAAACCAGCAGCCUCGGUGUCCGGUGAGGACUCGGGGAUCAAACCAGCGGCCUCGGUGUCCGGUGAGGACUCGGGGAUCAAACCAGCAGCCUCGGUGUCCGGUGAGGACUCGGGGAUCAAACCAGCGGUCUCGGUGCAGCUGCAGGGCGGCGCCCCCUGCUGGACGCCCUCCUCCACCAACGGGACGCUGCUGAAGACGGCGGCUGGCGUCGUGCUUCCUGCAGGCUUCACGCUGAUGUCAGGAGGCGGAGUCUCCCAGCAGCUGCAGAGCAUUCAGCUUCAGCCCUCGACCAAUCAGAGCAGCUCGGACACCCGCAGCCCCCCCUCCUCCACAGCCAGUGUCUCUUCGUCUUCGUCCUCGGGGUCUGGUCACAUGAUGUACCCCGGAGGUCACACGGUGAUGUACGCUGCUCCUACGUCCUCAUUGGCCGACGGCAGCCUCACGGUCCUCAACACGUUCCCCCCGACAGGCCACGCCCAGUCACAUGAUCCCGCCCUCCCGCAGGUCUUCCUCACCUCGCUGCCUCCCGGCGGAGCUCAGAUCCCCGUCUCUGCAGUCCAGCUGCACCAGAUGGUGAUCAGUCAGCAGAGCAGCAGCAACCUGACAGAGCUGCAGGUCAUCAGCCUG
Messenger RNA from Perca flavescens (yellow perch), 1845 nucleotides. RefSeq names its product serum response factor. Gene Ontology annotation, molecular function: protein dimerization activity; cis-regulatory region sequence-specific DNA binding; DNA-binding transcription factor activity, RNA polymerase II-specific. The transcript is spliced from 7 exons. The record is from RefSeq and is a predicted model, not a curated record. Gene Ontology annotation, biological process: positive regulation of transcription by RNA polymerase II. The annotation marks the transcript as partial. Lineage: Eukaryota; Metazoa; Chordata; Actinopteri; Perciformes; Percidae.